This is a messenger RNA of Linum tenue, 1740 nucleotides long. NCBI's taxonomy places the organism in Eukaryota, Viridiplantae, Streptophyta, Magnoliopsida, Malpighiales, Linaceae. The record is from the annotation of a GenBank genome assembly.
CGCUGUUCAGUACAGAAGAAGAAAGCGAGGGAAAACGAAGAGAAAAGAGUGCAGGAGAAGAAGCUGCUGCGGAAAUGUACGGCGGAAGCGAAUUCGAUGGAGGCGCGGCGGCGUUCAUGGGCGGCGGAUUCAUGCCUUCUCAGGCCACUCAACCUCACGAUUCCUUCGCAUCCUCUUCCGCCUCCAAGAAUCGAGACGCCAAGGUCCUUUUGCCACUUACUGUUAAACAGAUGAGCGAGCUAGCGAAUACUGAUGAGUCCAAUUUCACUGUUGAUGGUGUUGUUGUGAACACUGUUGUUGUGGUGGGGAGGGUGUGUCGGAAGGAAGACAAGCUGAACGAGUUUACUUUUCUCGUCGAUGAUGGCACAGGAGUGAUUGGAUGCUGCAAAUGCACCGGGAAAUCUAUUUACACGCCUUUGAUUUCUUCCACCUACAGAAUCGGAACUUAUGUCCGUGUUCAUGGACACUUGAGAAGCUUGCAGGGCAGAAGAUUCAUCAAUGUCUUCUCUAUUAGGCCAGUUACCGAUUUCAAUGAGGUGGCAAGCCACUUGAUUGAGUGCAUAUACGUCCACUUCUACAAUACCAAGAUGAAGGUAUUGCUCUCUGGGAGCACCAUUGACAAAUUCCAUUCCACCAAGCAGCAACAACUUCUCAAGGGGACUUCAGUCUGCCCCUCUGAAUCAGCCUGCUGCCGCAUUUCAGGGUGGUGAUGGGAUCAAUGACCUGGGAUGCAAGAUACUAGACCUGCUUAAACAGCCUCAAUAUCUGUCUAUUGAAGAGGGAGUGCAUCAAGAGACCAUUGCUCGCCAGCUUAACCUUCCAAUGCAUAUUAUCAGGGAAGGAAUUGACACUCUUAUUGACAACGGCUUCAUGUACUCCUCGAUCGAUGAGUUUCACUUCAAAUCAGCCGUCAACGCUUAGACUUUUCAUGGUUUUGUUCUCUUCUAGACUUGCCAGGAACAUAUGUGUUCUAGGGUUUGUGUUUUUUUCCUAGGGCCGCCAUUGAUCAUCAACCAUGUUCAUAUUUGCUAAACUCAGUUUUCUUGUAGUUCAUUAUACAGAAACCUAACACUCUUCUCUUAAGUCGAAUACCUGGUACGAAUCAACUCUUCGUGUGGAUAGAUCAGAACGAGUUUAUUGAUUAAUUUAUGUCCAUCACGUUUAUUAUGUCAUCCGGCACAUUGAACACUGCUACAUACACAUGUGCUCUUUACAUUUUAUUCAGCUGCACAUUAUUACAUAUGAUUGUGCUUCCAAAUCUUGGUCUCUCUUCUCCACCACGCUCUCUAAACCCUGUUAUAUUCGAUGUUGAUCCGGCCAACAUCAGGAUCGGCGAUCUGAGUGAAGGCUUCCUGGGAUAGAUCGAGGGUGACUUGGCAGCCAGGAGACGGGCAACGAUCGACGACCCUAACUGUCACGCUUCCAGCUUUGCAGUUCCUCGGGUCGGUGCACCUGACGUUGUACAUCCUGCCGCAGGCUGCCCCGUUGUUCCAGAGCGGGUCGCUCACCGCCGCUAUCAUCACUCCUUGGUCUUCCAAUCCAUAGCAAGCCGACGGGACGUAAGUGGUGUAGAAAGUGGCUGUUCCGGCGAUGGCCGAAGCAGGGGAGGGAACAAAGGCGACGACCAGAAGAACCGUCGCUAAAGCUAAACUUUUGAUCAUAACUCCCAUCUUUUGUGACCAGUUCGAUCAUGAAACGUUAUAUCUUGUGGAAAAUUAUGUGCUUCUGGAAUUGGAAAAG